This is a messenger RNA of Mycena indigotica, 726 nucleotides long. RefSeq lists its product as uncharacterized. Bases 1 to 726 code for a protein of 241 amino acids. The record is from RefSeq and is a predicted model, not a curated record. NCBI's taxonomy places the organism in Eukaryota, Fungi, Basidiomycota, Agaricomycetes, Agaricales, Mycenaceae. The transcript is spliced from 3 exons.
AUGCGCAGUUCAGCAUUUCUACUGCUAUGCCCGGCCCUAGUUAUUGCAAACACUGAAAUUGUCAAUUUUGCAGCAAACGCGGCAGCAAACGAUGUCUCAGGGUUGUUGUAUGGACGUGAACUCGAGUGGUCAUGGCUGCACCAACGGACUACAACAAACUGGACAAUGACGCCAGCACCCUUUGGGACGCCCUUAACAGCAGUCUCAGCUGCCCACGAACGGUGGUUUGUAGUUGACCUACCCAAACGAGGAGCAAAGAAGUUCACUCUCAGGUUGUCGUACCCCGCCUCGAGUCCAACAGACUUUUCUGUUGCCAUUUUCGACCCAGCUGACGCGUUGAUUGCUCUUUCACUCUCACCAGCAACCGCUAGCGGCCCAGCUACACGUCGGAAAUAUGCUCGGAUACGUGCUGUCGAUACGGGGGUCCUCACACCUCCAUUCAAACCACAUUCCUCGCGUCUUAUCGAGUUAUUCUACAGUGUCUACUUUCCUGGCUUCUACAGCCAGUCGCCUGGAAGAUCAAACAAGACUGACGUUCAAUUUGUUCUGACGCUCGAGCCAUUAUUGUUGGGCGUGCUUCCGGCAUCGUUGGCACCGCUUGCCAUUUUCAGCAUCAUUCUAUUGGUCGUUGUGGCAAGGACGAUGCUUCCGAGGAUAUCGAAUGGCUUGGAGAAUGUAGCGGCGGAGGCACGGAGGGAAUUGGCUGAGAAGAUGAAGACAGAGUAA